CGGAUGAAUGGCUACUGGCCAACACCAUCUGCGAGGAGGAAAAAAUACGAUGGGCCGUGAAUACGUUCUCACCGUUUAAAACUCCAGGACCGGAUGGGAUCGCACCGGCCCUAUUACAAUGGGGACUGGAGGACCUCAUACCGCACCUGAAGAGAAUCUUCCAGGGAUGCCUGGCGCUUCGCUAUGUACCGGGUAGUUGGCGUGACGUCACAGUCAACUUUAUACCAAAACCGGGUGCGCUGCGAUCAACCCCCACCGCGGCCAUGGAAGUCAUGUUAAACUUACCACCACUAAACUUAUACAUUCAGGAAGUGGCGCUGGUAACCAUGCUAAGACUACAAUCAGUAGGAAUUAUGAAAGUUGGGGACGCUGGAUGCAGUUCGACACUCUGGAGGGGAGCCGUUGUCGACAUACCUUUACUCGAGUGUAAAACGGACUACAUACCAGCCGAAUAUGUAUUUUCAAAGAAGUACCUAACCUAUAGCAGUGCCACAGCAGUAGAUACACAUAAAGAUCUUAAGAUCUACACUGAUGGUUCGAGGAGACGGAAUGGUGCAGGCGCUGGGGUCUUUUCUCAUGACCUUCAGAUACGACUCUCUGAACCUUUAGGAACAGGUACCACCGUCAAACAAGCGGAACUAACCGCUAUUAAACUUGCCGCUGACUCUAUUAUUAAUUCCAAGAAGAGGGGUAAGUGUUUUACUAUUUUUACAGACAGUAGACAAUCUGUUUUAGCACUAAGCAGAGUAGUUAUAACCUCUGGGCUAGUUAUGGAUUGUCAUAUGGCAUUGGAAGAGGCCGCGAUACACAAUCGCGUAGCUAUCCAAUGGAUUAAAGGGCAUUCUGGUUGCUCGGGUAACAACCACGCUGACAGGCUGGCCAAAAGAGCCGCCGGUAGAGCGCUUUGUGCACCCGAGCCGAUAAUCACCCCUUCCUUAGCUACUCAUAUUGAAUUGAUUAAGCGCUUCACUCACAAAAAGUUCUUGAACUGGUGGGAUAGAGUUACGGGCUGUCACCUUGCUAAGGAAUUGCUGAAAUAUCCGUCAGCAACAACAGCUCAGUUCUUUGUAGGGCUCGAUAAAUGUGCCCUUCGCAUAGUUACAGGUCUCCUCACGGGGCACUGUAAGGUGAACAAGCACCUCUACAACAUGAAGCUUGUUGAUUCCCCUCUCUGUCGAGCCUGCGAGCAGGACGAUGAGACGGUUAAACACAUCUUGUGUGAUUGCCCCUCUCUGACCGACCUCAGAAUGAGGACCUUUGGAGAGGAAUGGCCGACCACGGAUGGCAUCAGGAACACACCUCCGAGAGACAUCCUAGCCUUUGGAAAAUCCCUUGGCUGGUUGAUGUGACCGGAGGGGGUGCGGGGAGG
Messenger RNA from Onthophagus taurus, 1369 nucleotides. The record is from RefSeq and is a predicted model, not a curated record. NCBI's taxonomy places the organism in Eukaryota, Metazoa, Arthropoda, Insecta, Coleoptera, Scarabaeidae.